Boleophthalmus pectinirostris (great blue-spotted mudskipper) is the source of this 1575-nucleotide messenger RNA. RefSeq names its product bone morphogenetic protein 2-like. NCBI's taxonomy places the organism in Eukaryota, Metazoa, Chordata, Actinopteri, Gobiiformes, Gobiidae. Bases 1 to 1575 code for a protein of 524 amino acids. Gene Ontology annotation, molecular function: cytokine activity; growth factor activity. The record is from RefSeq and is a predicted model, not a curated record. Gene Ontology annotation, cellular component: extracellular region. The transcript is spliced from 6 exons. Gene Ontology annotation, biological process: SMAD protein signal transduction.
AUGGAUUUUGGUGUUAACCGUGAGUCACUGCGCAAACACGGGGGCCCGGGGGAGGGAGGAGGGGCUGGGGACUCCGUGACCGCUGCGUUCACGGUGCUGGCGGUGCAUUUGCGUCACGGCCCGGGCUUUUCGUUUGCUCUCGGUCGCUGGGCUCGGGCUGAUAACAGGGACGUGCGAAAAGAUGUGGACCCACGGGCUAAACAUCAUUAUGACACGCGAGAGGAGAGGGAUUCUAACGCAGUCUCGGCUCGUUUGCACCUCCUAUUGUGUGGGCAUUGGGCCAUCAUCAAUCACCGGGCAAUCAUCUGCGUGUUAGCUGAAUACAGGCCGAGCUGUCAUCAAAGGCCCCCGCGCGCCUUAUCACUGGCCGCUCCGCGCACCGACCACACUCACUCCACUCCGACCAAUAUGACAGGAAGAGCUCUGUGCCUCUGCCUGCUGCUCGCCCUCCAGCUCCGGACUGUAGUGCCGAUGGCUCUCCCACAUGGCAGGCGGGGGAUAGGGAGACGAGCCGGGGAGGGCACGACAAACAAGGGCAGAGACACGCUGGACGCGCUGCUGUAUCUGAAGGAUUUACCCCGGGGUCCCGCCGUGGCACCGCACAAAAAAGCGCCGCAGUUCAUGUUGGAUUUGUUUAACGCCGUGUCCCGUGAGGAUGGAAUCCCCAGGAGCCAGAACGAGAUUCUGGAUGGAAAUAUCGUUCGUAGUUUUGAGGAUAAAGGUCAUGCGGGUGAGAGGUUCCAUUUCUUCAAUCUCUCGUCUUUUAGCCAAGAUGAGAGGAUGAAUAAGGCUGAAUUCCGCUGGUUUAGAAAGAAGCAGAAGUUUUUUAUGGGAAAGGCAUAUGGACCUCAUUUCUAUAAGGUGGAUCUGUAUGAGGUGCUCGACAGCAGAGUGAAACCAUGGAGGGGAAACCUCAUCACCACCAGACUGGUGCCCCUCUACACUCAGGGCUGGGAAAUCUUCAAUGUUACUCAAGUGGUGUCCAAAUGGAUCCACAACAGUGAGGAGAACAACGGCAUCCUGAUGGUGACCACCUUCCCUUCUGGAGACUGGAUGGAUACAUCUGUGGUUCCCAGACACAACGCUGAAGGGGAUGAGACCAACGCAUAUCUGGUCAUAUUCUCUGAUGAGAGCACUGGCAAGGCCACCAACAAGUCAUACUUAGAUCAGGCUAAAGCUCACAGUCCAGUUUCAGAACAACAUGGCAACAGGCAUCGUCGAGCUGCUCCCGCCCACAUGUCCAACAGCCCCGCCCACACCUGCCAGCGUGUCCCUCUCUUCGUGGACUUCGAGGAGAUUGGCUGGUCGGGGUGGAUCAUCUCUCCCAGAGGGUACAACGCCUACCACUGCAGAGGUUCAUGUCCCUUUCCACUAGGGGGCAGCCUUCGGGCCACAAACCAUGCCACAGUGAGAUCCAUCAUGCAUGCCUUGAAGCUGUCCAAUGAUGAAGUGGGCGCCCCCUGCUGUGUACCGGACAAGUUGCAGUCCAUCAGUUUGCUGUACUUUGAUGACGAGGAGAAUGUGGUGUUAAAGCAGUAUGACGACAUGGUGGCCCUGAGCUGUGGCUGUCACUGA